This is a messenger RNA of Pseudogymnoascus destructans, 501 nucleotides long. RefSeq lists its product as uncharacterized. The record is from RefSeq and is a predicted model, not a curated record. Bases 1 to 501 code for a protein of 166 amino acids. The transcript has 3 exons. NCBI's taxonomy places the organism in Eukaryota, Fungi, Ascomycota, Leotiomycetes, Thelebolales, Thelebolaceae.
AUGGUGAUGAAGCGCCACCGUCAAGGCCUCGACUAUUCCUCCCUCAUAAAGCCCCUCUCAUACAACGUGUGGAGCUGGGUUGGACCCGACGAGAUCAAGGCCUCGGCCCGCAUCGUCGACGGCUCCCUCCUCCUGCGCCAACAGCACGUCCUCCUCGUCCACCCCAACAGCGACUUUUUCGUUCACCCACGACACCAUCAUGAUUUGCCCGCACGUCGAGCAGCCCCAGUCGACGUUGACCGCACGCCCACCGCGGUCGAGUGUGAGUGCUGCGCCCACCAGGGGGAGAUGGACGAGGGGAACUGGUCCGGGAUGAUAAUAUGCUGCGACUGCGCGACCGAAUUUGGGAUUGGGCAGGAGGGGAAGGUGUUCGUGGUGACAAGGUGGAAGGAUCUGGGAGAGGGGAGGGAUGGGAAUGAUCCGGUGUGGCGCGCGCAUCUGAUGGAGCCGUGGUUGGGUGGAGGGUCGGGGAGGAGGGCGGGGGGGAGGACGAUUUAUUAA